UUACAUACACAUGUUGAUGUUUUUUCGAGAGUUUUUCUAUAUGAAUAAAAAAUAAUCUUUUCUGGAACAACUGUUGUCCAAAACAAAAACAAAAACAAAAUGUUCAAACUUAAAUCAACAUUCUUCAUCAGAUAUUCAUAUCGACAUUUAUCAACAAAAAGUUAUUAUUUAGCAAAUUUAAAAAGUAAAAAUUUAUUAACAAUUACUGGAAAAGAUUCUAUUGAUUUUCUACAAGGUUUAAUUACAAAUGAUGUUCGUUAUAAAUCCAAUGAUAAUCAUUCAAAUUCUACAUCAUGUAUUUAUUCAUUUAUUUUAAAUAAUACUGGACGUAUUAUUGCCGAUUUAUUUGUACAUCGAUUGAUUACAAAGCAAAAUGAUUAUGAAAAUAAUGAUGCAAUAUUAUUAUUAGAAGUUGAUCAACAAAUUAGUUCAAUUUUAAUUAAACUAUUAAAACGUUAUAAAAUUAAAAGUAAAGUUUCAAUUAAACAAUCCGAUACGAAUGAUUGGCAUUGUUAUUCAUUAUUUCCAACUGUUAUUGAAAAUAAUUUAAAUGAAAUUAUUCAAAUAAAUAAUAAUGAAUCAAAUACAAUUUUCGUUAAUGAUCCAAGAAAUAAUUAUUUUGGUUAUAAAAUUCUAACAAAAAUUCAAUCAAAUAAUGAAUUAUUAAGUUUUUUAAACGAAAUGAAUCCAACAUGGAAAAUUAUUGAUAUUGAUGAAAAUCGUUAUCGUUCAUUUCGUUAUCAAUAUGGUAUUGGUGAAGGUAGUUUAGAUUUUCCAAUUGAAACAUCAUUACCAUUUGAUGCUAAUGGUGAUAUACUGAAUGGAAUUAGUUUUCAAAAAGGUUGUUAUAUUGGACAAGAAUUAACAGCACGAACUUAUCAUACCGGUGUAAUACGUAAACGUAUAAUGCCUAUUAAAAUUAUUGAUCCAUUAGUCGAAUCAAACGAAAUGUUACCAUUACAGAAUGUAAUCGAUUCGGAUGGUAAAAAUGUUGGUCGGUUUCGAUCAAAUUAUGGUGAUCAAGGUUUGGCUGUACUUAAAUUUGAUUCAAUUUCAAGUGAUUCACGAUUGAAAUUAAGUAAAACUGGUCAUCGUAUACGUACAUGGAGACCAUUUUGGUGGCCAGAAUCAAUUAUCGAACAACAAAUGAAACUUGAAUCAUCAUAAUUGUAAAAAAAUGUUGUAAUUUAUCAUUGUAAUUUAUAAACAAAACAAACAAAAAAUUUUUAAAAAUU
Messenger RNA from Dermatophagoides pteronyssinus (European house dust mite), 1235 nucleotides. RefSeq names its product iron-sulfur cluster assembly factor IBA57, mitochondrial-like. Gene Ontology annotation, biological process: iron-sulfur cluster assembly. NCBI's taxonomy places the organism in Eukaryota, Metazoa, Arthropoda, Arachnida, Sarcoptiformes, Pyroglyphidae. Gene Ontology annotation, cellular component: mitochondrial matrix. Gene Ontology annotation, molecular function: protein binding. The record is from RefSeq and is a predicted model, not a curated record.